Messenger RNA from Staurois parvus, 371 nucleotides. NCBI's taxonomy places the organism in Eukaryota, Metazoa, Chordata, Amphibia, Anura, Ranidae. The record is from the annotation of a GenBank genome assembly.
UUUAGACUGGAACCAUUGAGGAGAAGAUCUUCCAGCGUCAGACACACAAGAAAGCUUUGAGUAGCUGCGUGGUGGACGAAGAGCAGGACGUGGAGAGACAUUUCUCUGUCGGAGAACUGAAGGAACUCUUCACACUGAACGAGGAGAUGACGAGCGACACUCAUGACAAGUUCCGGUGUCGCCGCUGUGUGAACGGACGUCAGGUACGGCCGCCCCCCGAUGGCACAGACUGCACCUCAGACUUAUCUCAGUGGAAUCACUGCGCAGACAAGCGUGGCCUGCAGGAUACCGUCUUGGUGGAGGCAUGGGAUGCUGCUGUGACCUUCACAUUUCACCAUCGCUCACACGAGGAGCAGAGAGGGGUUGUAUAG